AGUGGCGGUGGCGGUGGCGGAGACUGUGGCUUUAAGAGCGCGCUGGGAGCGCUAGAGUCAGCCGUGCAGCCCUUCUUCGCCAAGCACUCCGGAGCAGCCGAGCUCGGGGCUGGCCGGACCCGGCAGCCUGCCGCCAGGCUGCUGAGAACCAGCUCUAGACCUCUACUAGAGAGUCCUUCUUCUGAAGACAUCACCAGUGUGUGGAACCUGCCGCACACCCACCCCCUGCCAAACCACGGCCUUUACCUGUGUCUUUCGGUGUUUCCCGUGCGACCCUUCCUGUGGGAGUGCCUCGUGGGCUGCCCCGGAGUUCGCCCCACGCUCAGCAGCGCCAAUGGUGAAGAUGACAAGAUCCAAGACCUUUCAGGCAUACCUACCCUCCUGCCACAGGACCUACAGCUGCAUUCACUGCCGAGCUCACUUGGCCAAUCACGACGAACUCAUUUCCAAGUCCUUCCAGGGAAGUCAAGGGCGAGCCUACCUCUUCAACUCAGUAGUUAAUGUGGGCUGUGGGCCUGCAGAAGAGCGGGUGUUGCUAACAGGACUACAUGCCGUGGCAGACAUUUACUGUGAAAACUGCAAAACCACUUUGGGCUGGAAAUAUGAACACGCUUUUGAAAGCAGUCAGAAGUAUAAAGAAGGCAAAUACAUCAUUGAACUCGCACACAUGAUCAAGGACAAUGGCUGGGACUGACCUGAUAGCAUCCAUCCGGUCCAGCAUCCAGCGAAUGCCACCCAAUUGAACAUUCUACCCAAGCGUGAGAGAGUGACUGAACGCACUCAGUUCCAUCUACGUAGGGGCCUUGCCAUCAGGGGGCAUCCUCCCACCCUGACGCCAUCAUUUUUGGUGACUGGCCUCUAAAUCACUGUCUCUCUGUCUCUUUGCUUUGUAUCUGUUUGUGAGUUGAUCUCGGCUUCUCUGUUCUAGUGUUGGCUGAAAACAGUUAUGAGCGGAACGGACCCUUGGCUGCACGGUGGCAGCCUGCCUUGAGAAGGGGGUCCCCCCGCCCACGAGAGAGCUGCCUAAUGGCCUGUCAGAACAGUGGCAUGAGGACCAGAAAAGGGGAACCUGAGAGUCCUGGGAUUGGGGAAGGGGCAGGAGGGUGGAACAAAACUGUACUGCUCUUGGAGACCUGGCAACUUAGGCUUGAAAUAAUUGACUCCUUCAAAAAGGACAAAGAGGGAAAAAAAUACCUCAUGGCUUUUGUUCUCUCUGUUGACAAACUCCUGCCCUAGCAUCAGAUGUGCCAGGACAGCGGGUUAGCACAAGAAGCAGCCCUGAUUCUAGCUCAGGGCAAGACCCUGGCAUUCUGGGCCUGGACUGAAGAAGGCCCUGCUAAAGUAAAUGGGGGUUGAGAGUAAAACCCAAUGGGUCUUAGUGACUCUGCCCUCCCCCUCCUGGGCGAUCACCUUUUCUGGGCCUUCUUGGCUGUUGUAGGUUUCAGGAAAAGAUUCGAGAUGCAAAUGCCCUAUUUAGCUUGAAACACAGUAAAAAUCGGUAAUGGAGGAGAACCAGGAACAGGACCGGGAGGGGUUGUAGUAGCGUGGGAGCUCCUUGAGAGCAAGCAGGAAAUGUAAAAGCUGAGAACCUGUCAGCAGUUCUACGAGAGCAAUGUAGCAGGGGCAAGGAGGAAGAGUUCAGAUUUGAGCCAGGCUUGGCACGUCUUUCAGAUGUUCAGUAGCUUCCGUGGGACCAGCAAUUCUUUGUGCUUAGUGUUUCUGGGUUUGGGUUUCUUUACCCCCUCCAGUUCCAUCACCAUAACCCGGGAAACAGAUCCACGACUCCAUCCCUCAAGCCUCUAGUCUUAGACCUGAGUGUCCUAGGAAGAGAGACAGCUUUUGACAGAAUGUUCCAGCAGUGGGGAGGGAUUAUGGAUUCAAUAUUAGUCCUUUACCACCCCACGCAAGCUUCCUUGAAUUUAGGGAUGGGGAGAGAGAAAUCCCUGAGUCUCUUGAAGUGAAAAAGAACUGUAUUCAACACUGUGAAGGCAGUUUACAGCAAUCCAGCUAUUAUGUGGAUCAUGACUGAAACUUGUUGGAAUCUAUUUCGUUUAUUAUUAGGCAGAAAAUAAUGUUAAAAUACGGGCUUAUUAGGUACUUCUUAGCAUCUGGUUCUCUAACUAGGCUGGUCCUACAGGAAAAACUCACCUCUGGGAAAAAGCCCAAGAAAAGAGGGAGCUCACUGAGGUAAGAACCUGUAUUAUAGCAUUGGUUAAGGUUAAGCCAACCCACCGGUCCCAAUCUUCAGCAGAACCAAAUUCCCAACAAGGAGAGAGCUGUGGUGGACAUGGCUUUGUCCCUCGUGUCCUGCUCUGGAAAUUGACAAAUUGAGACUUGUCAGGGCAAUAGAAAGCGAGCCAGCUCAGUAGACUGCCUGACUUCUGGGACACAAAAGGAGUCCUAGAAACCGAAUUUUGUUCCUCCAGUCUACUUGUCCUGGGCCCUGGAAGACUAGCUUAGCCUCACCCCACCCACCCACUGGACUGAAAGGCCCACUGAGGCGCACAAGGAUCUCAGGUUUUGGUUCCAGGAAAAACCACCUGUGGCCCUCAGGCUCAGGUCGCCAGUGACAGUUUUCCCACUUUCACAUUCCUGAGCUGGUGUGCCAGCUCCAAGAGUCAUCCACUGUCCCUCUUUAUCCUGUCCGAGGAUGUGGCCUUCAUGUAGAUUGAUUAGACCCUUUGCUCAGGGAAUACCUAGCUGUAUACUACAAGUCCCCCCCCCUUUUUUUUUUCCUUUAAAUGAGGGGUGGGGGUUAAACCUAGGUAGUUUGUUUAAAACGAAAGUUGGUGACAUGUAGAAACUGGAUCAGUGGUGCCCUGGAAUCCUCAUGGGGCCGAGAAAGGAGACCAGCGUGCCACUGUUUGUCCUAGGCGCAGGGUCCUUGAACCACAAGUUUGGGGGCGGGACCAAAACUCAUCAGGCUUCCCUUUGUAACGGUGAAACCAAAAGUGCUUCUUAGACCAUUCUUAGCUCCACUCACGGCUUGUCUACCUAACACUUAGCAGUAUUAGCGAGUCUGUAGCCGGGCGGCAGAGACUCACGCACCCUAGGCCUCCAGUCAGUCCCUUUAUUUUUUUUUUUUCUCCUCACCAAAUGAUUGACUCAGCAUAACCAAAGACCUCAUCCCUUCACUCCACAUAGGUUCAGGGAAUGGGAAGUUGAUCAGGUGAACUUGGGCAGGGGCAGGCCAAGGACAGAGGAGAGGAGAAAGGGAGGGAAGACCUGAAGGUUUGUCCCUCAGCUGCCAGCUACCUUCAUUUUGAAUUGAAGUCUAGCUGACCAGCGCUCAUUCCGUCUGCCCUGCGUCUGCCCUGCGCCACUGUGGGUGAUGGGGCUGUGGCCACCCUGGAAUACAUCCACCCCACCCCCACCUCCAUAUCUCCCCAGGCUGCUGCUGAGUAAAUCCACAUGAGUCAAGUAUAACCAAGCUUGAUCCUCACAGCUCUCGGCUGCACCUGGCUGAGGACCGCCCCAGCUCCUGUGACAGAUUGUGUAGAUAAAGUCAAAAUCUUAGCUGGUGUAUAAAAGAGGUAUCCCCUUUAUGAGAUUCCCAAGUAUAUAUAUAUAUAUAUAUCUAUACAGUUGCUUGUGAAAUAUACUUUUGUAAAUAAUAUUUAAUUUUUUAAAUAAUAUAUUUGGUGCUGUAUUCUCAGACCCCCUGAGAGCACUUUUAUUUUCAAUUCUAUAGCUUCCUCUGUGUUCCUUAUAUUUUAAGGGAAAGGAUAAUCAUCAAGAUACUUUUUUCUUUAAGGACCUGUCACUAUAAAACGGAUUGAGGCUUUAAAACAUUUUUUGCAGUUUUCUGUUUGCAUUUUUACCCAGCAGAACAGACUAGUAAAUUACCAGGUUGUGAACUGAUACUUUCUUGCCCAGUAUUGGCUAGAAAAGAAACAAGCUUAGUAGUAACAACUUAGGAGUAAUUACUGUAGUUGGGAGAACUUCCAAGAAAUUGGAAUAGAGUGAGUGUGUGUGUGUGUGUGUGUGUGUGUGUGUGUGUGUGUGUGUGUGUGUGUGUGUGUGUGUGUUUUCUAUUUUCUUUCCUACUGAGGACACUAUGAACUACAGUUUACACCUUGGGCACAGAGUUUUCCGUCUCUGGUUUUCAUAUGUGAGUGGACCAACAGCCUGAAGCAAGAUUUUCUUUCCCUGAGUGGAGCUGUGGCGAGUUCCUCUUCCUCCCUGUGUUCAGCUUCUACAGCCAGUGAAGCAAAUCUGUGAAGAGAAGCCAGAGUUUGUGCUUCCGAGAUGGGAGCGGAUCAGCCUCACAUCCCUGGGCUCUGGUUGUUCUAGAAGCCAUGUCAUAUUAGAUGUUAACUAGUUCAGGUUAAAAGGACAUUAAUAACAAAAUAGUUUUGUUUUGGUUUGGUUUUUUUUUAAGGUCAGAUUGCUUGGGAUUCAGGCAGAGGCUGGCAAAUCAAAUCUUGAACACAACUUUUGUAUUUAAAAAAAUCUGCCUCAAUGGAAAUGCUAGUUCUAUGACUGGGAAAGAUUGCUUUUAAAAUGAUUAAUAAAAUUACUUACUAUACAGUCAUGAAAUGUACCAGAAAGGCAUUGUCCUCCUGGGUUAGAGCUGCCCAGCAUCUUACGGUGGUUUGGUGAGAACAGGAGUCAGUUUCCCUUUCCCAGCCUGCAGAGACUGUGCACCAUGGAUAUGUCUGUCUGUCUGUCUGUCUGUCUGUUUACAAACUGUAUUUGUUGGGUUUGGGAUUGCUUUUGUUUUUCUUUUCUUUUUUUUCCUUUCUUGGGUGGGAAUUCUUUUCCCAGGUCACUUUGCUUCAAUAACGAAGGCGAUUGUUUUUGAAUAAUUUGUCUUCACCUCCUUCCGGUAUUUGUACAUAAUAAUGAUUCAGUAUUAGUAAGAAGUGCGUUAUUUCUGUUAUUGCUGAUCUGUGUUGGUGCUCAUUUGAGAAAAUAAAGUUUUGAAAUACUAA
Messenger RNA from Rattus norvegicus (Norway rat), 4934 nucleotides. RefSeq names its product yippee-like 2 (gene Ypel2). The coding region runs from base 335 to 694 and encodes 119 amino acids. The record is from RefSeq and is marked validated. Lineage: Eukaryota; Metazoa; Chordata; Mammalia; Rodentia; Muridae. Gene Ontology annotation, molecular function: zinc ion binding. The transcript is spliced from 5 exons.